UCACAUCGCUAUAUUAAUAUCAAAACUCUCAAAAGCCACAAAGAAACUCUUCCUUCCUCAAAAACCUAGUUCAGGGCUUCUCUCUGCAACAAAAGAAAUGGGAAAAGGAACAGGGAGUUUUGGUAAGAGGAGGAACAAGACCCACACGCUGUGUGUGCGAUGUGGGCGCAGAAGCUUCCAUCUCCAGAAGAGUCGCUGCUCCGCUUGUGCCUAUCCAGCUGCCCGUGUCAGAAAAUAUAACUGGAGUGUGAAGGCUAUCCGCCGAAAGACAACCGGAACUGGCCGUAUGAGGUAUCUCCGUAACAUGCCACGCAGGUUCAAGACUAAUUUUAGAGAAGGCACCCAAGCAACCCCGAGGAACAAGGGAACAGCCGCUGCAUCCUCUUAAAGUUCAUAAGAGCAAUGUUAUUCAGUUUUGUUUGAUAUUCUUGAAUUCUCAAACAAUUUUUGGAUCAUUGUUUAAAGAGAGUUACUUAUUGUUACAAGUCAUGAGUUGUUUGCGAUGUUGGAGACUUAUAAUUAUCUCGGCUUGAAUUUGAUAAUCAAUGGUCACUAUUUUCAUCUGUC
Quercus lobata is the source of this 567-nucleotide messenger RNA. Its product is annotated as 60S ribosomal protein L37-1. Gene Ontology annotation, cellular component: cytosolic large ribosomal subunit; ribosome. Gene Ontology annotation, molecular function: RNA binding; structural constituent of ribosome. The record is from RefSeq and is a predicted model, not a curated record. NCBI's taxonomy places the organism in Eukaryota, Viridiplantae, Streptophyta, Magnoliopsida, Fagales, Fagaceae. The transcript is spliced from 4 exons. Gene Ontology annotation, biological process: translation. The coding region runs from base 98 to 388 and encodes 96 amino acids.